Molecule: messenger RNA, 1626 nt
Organism: Toxotes jaculatrix (banded archerfish)
Lineage: Eukaryota; Metazoa; Chordata; Actinopteri; Toxotidae
Product: CD82 antigen
Exons: 8
Coding region: 58-1068 (336 amino acids)
Cellular component (GO): membrane
Source: RefSeq, a predicted model, not a curated record
GGUUCUGCUGGAGUCCUGGGACGUGUGGACAGACCUGGACCUGAGCUGAGUGAAGAGAUGAAGCUGGAGCUGAAGACUGAGCUGCUGAAGUUCUGCUCUGCAGGUCUGAACUCCAUCUUCCUGGUCCUGGGUCUGAGCGUAGCCGGCUGUGCUGUCUGGAUCCUGUUUGACAAAGGAAGCUUCCUGAGCGUCCUCUCCUCCGUGGAGCUUCACACAGUGGCGCUGGGGCUGUUGGUGAUUGGUGGAGUGGUGACAGCGGUCGGUGUUAUUGGAUGUGUAGGAGCUAAUGGAGAGCACAGAUUCCUGCUGCUGAUAUACCUGGGCUUCCUCAUCAUCCUGGUGCUGGCCCAGCUGUUCGUCACACUGCUGCUGCUCAUCAACAGAAACAAGAUUGAACAGAGCCUGGAUGCAGGAGUGGAUCAGAUCAUCCUUCAGUAUGGAGGCAGCAGUAACGUGGACACACUGAUGGACAACGUGCAGCACUAUGGGAAGUGCUGUGGCAGGACGGGGGCUGCUGAUUGGCUGAAGAACUCCUACGUCCACAGUCUGAACCUGACCGGUCCAGACGUACUUCCCUGUUCUUGCUUCAGUUCGUACCGUCGCAGCUUUAACUCGUCCUGGUGCUCGGAGCUGCUGAACUUCACCGAGCCGCUGUUCGGACGAGGAAACAGCUCGUACCAUCAGGGCUGUAAACAGACGCUCGGAGUCUGGCUGCAGGAGAACACUCUGACCAUCGUCAGCAUGGACGUCAGCCUCAUGUUAAUCCAGGUGGUUCAGUUUGCGGUCAUGGUCUCUCUGUAUCGCGCGCUUGGAAGGAAAGCCUCUUUGAAAGGAUCUGAUCUGCAGGCGGACUCUGACCACACCUCGUUGGACCACGUCCCCACAGACGACCUGGACAAUGAGGGGCGGAGCUACGCCUACGUAGACUCUGAUGGUUAUAAAGACUCUGCUGACACCUCAAAUUACCGUGAAAACGCAGAUCCUACCUCCCACCAUGACAGCCAGAACCACAACCAGGUGAAGCUGGAGCUGGAGCCAGCUCGGGGCUGCAGGAAGGCCUCCAGCUAAACUGUUCACUCAAAAAUCUGACAGCUUAUAGGCUGAUUAUGUUCCACCACAUUUCAGAGGGAAAUACACUGAACUUUUUCCACACUACAUCAAUCUGACCAGUGAAGUUACUUCACACUAAUAAACAAAAUGUAAACAACUCAUAAAUUAUUUACAUUUGGAAAGGACACAAGCUCAAUACCAAACAGAGUCAGUUCAAAUCACCAGGGUCGAGUCAAGAUGACUCGAGUUGUGAAGGAAGGAGAGAAAACGAAUAAACACACCAACAUACUGACCAAUCAGGGAGGAGUUUACAUCUGGAAACGUUGCUGUUCAUCUUCUUAUUAGAGAGUGAGAACUUUUUUUAUGGCUUCAUAAAGUGUUUCAACUGGAAUUAAUACAAUUAUACACCCAGUAAUAAAUAUGCACGUGUUUCUUAUAAUAAGCUGUCACGUCUAACUGGGUCAAGUGGCACCACUGUUUCCUUUAAAGUAGGUCUAACAUCCUCUGCUUCUGCUGGUCAGUCGUUUCACCACCACAGCCAGCUGAGUGGAGGAUUCUCAGCAGAUGGUCAGUGAC